UAACCUGUGGUUUCCGGCUUCAGCAGACAGCGGCGCAACAUUGUAAACACGCAGCGUCCAUUUUCAAACCCGUCCGGAGAAACCUCGCACAUCACCGCUGAAUAUGGGGGCCGUGCUCGGGCUUUGUUCCAUGGCCAGUUGGAUUCCUUGCCUUUGUGGCAGUGCUCCUUGCCUGCUGUGCAGAUGCUGCCCAAGUGGAAACAACUCCACAGUUACUCGGCUGAUCUAUGCCUUCUUUAUGCUGCUGGGUGUGGGCAUCGCCUGCAUCAUGCUCAUGCCAGGCAUGGAGGGGCAUCUCCAGAAGAUUCCAGGUUUUUGUGAAGGAGGAAUGGGGUCGUCCAUCCCAGGAGUCCAAGGUCAUGUGAACUGCGAUGUGCUGGUGGGCUAUAAGGCUGUGUAUCGUGUGUGCUUUGGAAUGGCUAUGUUCUUUCUGCUCUUCUCUCUCAUCAUGGUAAAGGUCAAGAGCAGCCAGGACCCAAGAGCUGCUGUGCAUAACGGGUUUUGGUUUUUCAAGUUUGCGGCUGCCACUGCUAUUACAGUUGGAGCUUUCUUCAUUCCUGAAGGCCCUUUUACUACUGUCUGGUUUUACAUUGGUAUGGCUGGAGCGUUCUGUUUCAUCCUCAUCCAGCUGGUGCUCUUGAUCGACUUUGCUCAUUCUUGGAACGAGUCCUGGGUGGAGAAAAUGGAGGACGGAAACUCUCGCUGCUGGUAUGCAGCUCUUCUAUCUGCCACAGCCAUCAACUACGCUCUGUCGCUGGUGUCUCUGGUCUUGUUCUAUGUGUAUUACACUCACUCUGAUGGCUGCACUGAGAACAAAGUCUUCAUCAGCAUCAACAUGCUGAUGUGCGUUGGUGUAUCUGUCAUGUCCAUCUUGCCUAAAAUCCAGGAGUCCCAGCCCAGAUCUGGUCUCUUGCAGUCCUCCAUUGUUACUCUGUACACCAUGUAUCUGACUUGGUCUGCCAUGACCAAUGAACCUGACCGCAGAUGCAACCCUAGCUUGCUUGGCAUUAUUGGCCUCAACAGCACCACCCCUGCUGGUCAGGACCGUGUUGUUCAGUGGUGGGAUGCCCAGGGCAUUGUGGGCUUGAUCUUGUUCCUGAUGUGUGUGCUGUACUCCAGCAUCCGAAACUCCAGUAACACCCAAGUCAACAAACUGACCCUCACCAGUGACGAGUCUGCUUUGAUUGAGGAUGGUCCCGUUCCAGAGAACUUUGAAGUGGGUGAUGGCUCCAACCGUGCCGUUGACAAUGAGAAGGAUGGAGUCACCUACAGCUACUCUUUCUUCCACUUCAUGCUUUUCUUGGCUUCCCUGUAUAUCAUGAUGACACUGACAAACUGGUACAGCCCUGACUCCAGCUAUGAGACUAUGACCAGCAAGUGGCCCUCUGUGUGGGUGAAGAUCACCUCCAGCUGGGUCUGCAUCUCGCUGUAUGUGUGGACCCUGGUGGCUCCACUGGUCCUCAUCGACCGUGACUUUGACUGAGAGGACGGACUAUCCACAUGUACAGGGAUAGGAGGGUCUAAAUGUAAAUGCAAGUGUUUUGUUUCGUUCUGCUGACCCUACAUGUUUUUUUUUUAUUUACCUUGCAUGCUUUUAUGUAGUGUUCAUAUAUGAGCUGAAAUAAAUUAAGAACAUGG
Carassius carassius (crucian carp) is the source of this 1638-nucleotide messenger RNA. RefSeq names its product serine incorporator 1-like. Gene Ontology annotation, cellular component: membrane. NCBI's taxonomy places the organism in Eukaryota, Metazoa, Chordata, Actinopteri, Cypriniformes, Cyprinidae. The record is from RefSeq and is a predicted model, not a curated record. The transcript is spliced from 10 exons. Bases 104 to 1483 code for a protein of 459 amino acids.